Messenger RNA from Eriocheir sinensis (Chinese mitten crab), 2410 nucleotides. Its product is annotated as innexin inx2-like. NCBI's taxonomy places the organism in Eukaryota, Metazoa, Arthropoda, Malacostraca, Decapoda, Varunidae. The record is from RefSeq and is a predicted model, not a curated record. Bases 125 to 1213 code for a protein of 362 amino acids. Gene Ontology annotation, molecular function: gap junction channel activity. Gene Ontology annotation, biological process: phototransduction. The transcript is spliced from 5 exons. Gene Ontology annotation, cellular component: plasma membrane; gap junction.
GCUGACCAGGCGGGAGUGUGUUGUCAGCAGCGGAGGGGAAAGGUAGUGCUGCGCUCUGCCUCUGAGUCCAUUCUGUGUGGACUAUCUUGGUGCUGUGAGCUGAGGCCACUCAACACCCGGCACCAUGUAUGACGUGUUCGGCUCUAUACGCGGUCUGCUCAAGAUCGACAGUGUGAGCAUCGACAACAACAUCUUCAGGUUACACUACAAGGGCACCAUGUUCCUGCUGGUGGCGUUCAGUCUACUCAUCACGCAGAAACAAUACUUCGGUGACCCCAUCGACUGCAUCGUGGAGGGCGUGAGCCCCACCAUCAUGGACACCUACUGCUGGAUCCACUCCACCUUCACGAUCCCCGCCCUCACAGGCGCUAAAGUGGGCGAUGUGGUCCCCCACCCGGGCAUCGCCAACCCCCACAUUCACGGCACCGACGAGAUGCACGAGAAAAGGCACCACAAGUACUACCAGUGGGUCACCCUCUUCCUCUACCUUCAGGCCGUCAUGUUCUACAUCCCCCGCUACCUGUGGAAGAUCUGGGAGGGCGGCAAGGUGAAGAUGCUGGUGAUGCAGCUCAACUCACCCAUCCUGGACGACGAAGUGAAGAGGGACCGCAAGACCAUGCUGGUUGACUACUUCAGCCUCAACCUCCACAACCAUAACUUCUACGCUUUUAGGUUCUUCCUCUGCGAGGUGCUCAACUUCGUUAACGUCAUCGGGCAGAUCUACUUCACGGACAGGUUCCUGGGCUACGAGUUCACUACGUACGGAACUCGCGUGUUGGCCUUCAGUGAGGCGGACUUCGGUACCCGGCACGACCCGAUGGACGAGGUGUUCCCCAAGGUGGCCAAGUGCACCUUCCACAAGUACGGAGCAUCAGGCACCAUCGAGAGGCACGAUGGACUCUGCGUCUUGCCUCUUAACAUCUUCAAUGAAAAGAUCUACAUCUUCCUCUGGUUCUGGUUCAUCAUUGUGGCUGUGGUGUCUGGCGUGGGUCUGCUGUACCGCCUCGCCACCUUCACGCCAGCCUUCCGCCAGAUUCUGCUCAGGACCCGCUCGCGGCUCGCCUCCUCCGACAACGUGGAGGCCAUUUCCCGCAAGUGCCAGAUCGGUGACUGGUUCGUGCUCUACCAGCUAGCCAAGAACAUGGAUCCUUUGAUUUACAAGGACUUCAUCACCGAUCUCGCCAACAAGCUGCAAGGGAAGGGCCCCGUCUAAGCCACCCUCACCUCGCUCAGUGCCACGAAGAAAACAAACUUGCGAUAAACCUAACGAAAACACGAAACAGUGACUAGACCAUGACAUUAAGUGGACUGGUACUCACUCUUAGGAUGCUAUGGAAAGUGGUUCUUUAAUUAUUAUUAUCAUGGGAUGGUGGUUGCUAGUUGCUGUUGUAAUUUAUAUGGAAUCAUUUUUGUUCCUACAUUAGGACUUUGUACAACUAAUGCUCGUUAUAAUCUUGUUCUGUGUAAGUCCUUGGUAACGAAACAAGCAAACAGGUAAGCAGUGAGGUGCUAGGUGAAUGGAGGGGCCAGUAGAGGGGGGAGGGACGCCAUGGGGGGUUCAUAGGGGGAUCAUUCACGUCUCAUUUUGCAACAGGGAAACUGUUUUCUCAAGGUCAACAGCAAUGUUAUUGUGUAUGCGUAGUUGGUCUGUCUCUGUGAACACACCUAAAUCUGGUCUUCUCCAUUCAUUGACAGGCUUCGUAGGGCAGCUUUGAGAGACGUGAGGGUUAAGAAUGAUGGUGUGCUAGUUUCUGCUGGGAGACACUAGUAUAUAGCUAAGUAUGUUCGUAUGCUCAAAGGACUUCGAUCUCUCCCUCUCUCUGUUUUCAAGGACCCUUUUUAUUUAUUUCUUUUUUUUCUUUUUAGGUGUGUUCACAUGAUCCAUAACAAUAGUCUUCCAGCAUGUGCGUAGUAAUUGAUGCAUUUUCAUUAGUUUAGCCAUUGUAUAAAUCCUGCAAGUACGGCUGAGAGGAGUUUGUUCCUGAUACACUCUGUCUGAAGGAGGUUUGUGUCGGUGCAGACCUUCUUGAGCACCACUGCCAGGGUCUUUCAAGAGGCUUUGUUAAGUCAUCCAUUUUUUGUAUUACUGUGAACAGGACUGAUGAUUGUCUUCCGUUGUGACGGAGGUAUUUUUCUACUUAUUUUGAUAAGGUGCAACUAUUAGGUAUUGUGUUAGGUGAUGAGUACACUGGAGAAAGGUCUCAUACACUGGAAGAAUUUUUACUCAAAACAGGAUGUAUGUAAAUUAUAUUUUUAGAUUGUUACUGUACGUCUUUGAUUAUGUAAUGCGUGCGUGUUUAUCAGAUAAGGCAGAUAGAAUGAUGAGCAUCAGGGCGUGUGACACAACGCAAAGGAAGGUGCUGUAGCUGUGAAAAUGUGUAUGAAUGAUCAUUAAAUGUAUAUUGUAUAA